Molecule: messenger RNA, 1932 nt
Organism: Esox lucius (northern pike)
Lineage: Eukaryota; Metazoa; Chordata; Actinopteri; Esociformes; Esocidae
Product: ubiquitin-conjugating enzyme E2 G1
Exons: 7
Coding region: 126-665 (179 amino acids)
Biological process (GO): proteasome-mediated ubiquitin-dependent protein catabolic process; protein polyubiquitination
Molecular function (GO): ubiquitin conjugating enzyme activity
Source: RefSeq, a predicted model, not a curated record
CUGAGCAGGAUCUUGUGUCAAAACAGAAGGUGGUAGCCUAGCAAGGUAGCACGGCAGGUCAUUUUUAUUUGUCUGGCAGUAUUUUGUCGACAGAUCUUUUCUUUUUUUGUUGAAGCCUACGUACCAUGACUGAACAAUCAGCAUUACUUCUUCGAAAGCAAUUGGCAGUAAAUACCCAUACGUUUCUUCAUCUUGGAGAGCUUAAUAAAAACCCUGUGGAGGGCUUUUCAGCGGGCCUAAUAGAUGAUGAUGAUAUAUACAAAUGGGAGGUUGUCAUCAUCGGGCCACAAGACACUCUCUUUGAAGGAGGGUUUUUUAAAGCGUACCUGACCUUUCCCUAUGAUUAUCCACUACGGCCUCCCAAGAUGAAAUUCAUCACUGAAAUCUGGCAUCCAAAUGUUGCAAAGAAUGGCGAAGUAUGUAUCUCAAUUCUGCACGAGCCCGGCGAGGACAAGUUUGGUUAUGAAAAGCCGGAGGAACGUUGGCUUCCAAUCCACACUGUAGAGACUAUUAUGAUAAGUGUUAUCUCCAUGUUGGCUGACCCAAACAGUGAUUCGCCUGCUAAUGUGGAUGCUGCGAAAGAGUGGAGGGAGGAUCCUAAUGGUGAAUUCAAGAGGAAGGUGGCUCGUUGUGUACGGAAAAGCCAGGAGAUGGCAUUUGAUUAGAACCAGGCUAACAGAAAUGGAUUCAGAAGGAAAAUAGUCAGUUUAUCUAAAGGCUUUUGCACCCCUUCUUUUGCCAAAUUAAGGGAUAUGGUCGACCAGACACUUUUUGCCCACCCCCGAAAGGUUGUUGUUUUUUGUAGGAAGAAUGAAUGUGAGAAACCAGCGACAAUUUCCCUACAUUUCCUAUUUGGAAUUGUAUAUUUAAUUUUAUUUAUUGUGAAAAUAUAAUGAUGUAAGAUAUGUCACUACUGUAAAUGAACUUGCUUUUUUUACCUGCUGCUGAACAGUUUCUACUUUAUAUCAGGUUUCUUAUGCAAUUUAUUGUGAUUGAAGGAAUUUAACACACAUGAAAGCCAGAGUUUAUUAGGUUCUCACAAGUGUCCCAUCCUUCACCUCUACAUAAUGUCAGCCUGCAAAACCGUGUCAAACAGGAUUUUGUUGUUCAACACUGUAAUUUGAUCACUGCUGCCUUAUGUUAGUUAUUUUUCCUCAUGGGGGUUCCCUUCCCAGGGGGUUUGAGUAUGCUUUUUGACUUGAUCCUCUUCCCAGAUAAUCCCAAUGUCUGUUACCAAUCACAUCACAGUCAAGUUGGAGGUAUUACUCUAUUAUAGUGAAAUCUUUCCCAAACCAACCAAAAAGUUGUAAGCUAAGAAGUAAGAAUAAGCUGUGAUUAUACAAUGGAUAUACCGGUUUGCUGGCAUCUUACCUCAACUUAAAUAAUUACACGUGGUUGUUAAUUUGUUCUUAGUCUAGUGGUAUGGAUAUUAAAGUUGUCCCAAGGAGUUUUUUUCUGGGUAAUGAGUGACACAUUUGUUUCUGUGGUCCUGGAGGGACAAAACAAAAGCAUUUUGACCUUUCAGGACCUGAGUGGAAAGGCCCUGGUGUACAGUAAUAUAAUCUGACCAUGUACAACUACAUCUACACCUAUAUUUAUAUUCUGACUUCUCUAUUCAGGUGAUAAUGAGCCUCAAACCAAGGCUAGCUCAUUUUCAGUCAAAGAAUUAGCUUCUUGUGGACAACAUAUCUUUCUUUAAGGACUAACAAAAGUCUGAUAACUACCAUCUGUUUACCCUUGGUGAAACCAGGUGGUGAAUUACUGGGAGGCAUGGAAUUGCACUACUAGUUGGAAAGUUGUAUAGUAUGCAGAAGCUGUCUGUUAUGAUAUUGGAUGUUACUGGUGGAUUGUUGGUAUAUAGUAUUUAAAAUUCUAAUAAAUCUUGUAUUGACUCAUGUUAUUCUGAAAAAAUUAAAAUGGAAAGAAUUCUGA